AUGACAUUUCUACCCUCACGCUUCCCGCUAUUCACAAAUCUCUUACUAUACUUUUCAUCACUAUACUUUUCAUCGCCAUUCAUUCGACACCGUUCCAUUCUGCACACUGUAGAACUGAAAAUGGCGACGGAGAAAGUUUUCAACGGAAGAGAAGAAUUCAGCGAUUCUUCAAACGCGUUCCAUUCGAUUCUAGCAUUAUCGUUGUGGCUCGGAUGGAUUCACUUCAACAUUGCUUUGAUCCUCUCCGCUAUAUUCUUGCUUCCUCUCUCCAAAUCUCUCUUGGUUAUAGGUUUUCUGGCAUUGUUCGUGGUGCUUCCACUGGGAGCUAAGAGUAAAUUUGGUAGAAGAUUGUCUAGGUACAUAUGCAAGCAUGCUUGUAGUUACUUUCCUGUUACGCUUCAUGUGGAGGAUAUAAAAGCUUUUGAUCCUAAUCGUGCUUAUGUCUUUGGUUAUGAACCACAUUCAGUUUUGCCAAUUGGCGUUAUUGCCCUAGCUGACAACACAGGUUUCAUGCCUAUUCCAAAAGUUAAAGUUCUUGCUAGCAGUGCGGUGUUCUACACACCAUUUUUAAGACAUAUAUGGACAUGGCUGGGUCUUACAACAGCAUCAAGGAAAAAUUUUACGUCCCUGUUAGCUGCUGGCUAUAGUUGCCUUUUAAUACCUGGUGGAGUUCAAGAGGCAUUUCUCAUGCAGCGUGGUUCUGAGAUUGUUUAUCUUAAGUCAAGAAGAGGUUUUGUCCGCAUAGCAAUGGAGAAAGGCCAUCCCUUAGUUCCAGUUUUCUGCUUUGGUCAGUCAGAUAUCUACAGGUGGUGGAAACCUGGUGGGAAGUUGUUUCUGAAAUUUUCUAGGGCUAUCAAGUUCACCCCAAUAUAUUUUUGGGGUAUUUUCGGAUCCCCAAUACCGUUUAGGCGUCCUAUGCAUGUGGUGGUGGGUAGGCCAAUUGAACUCAAGAAAAAUCCAGAACCAACCACGGAGGAGGUUGCCAAGAUACAUUGUCAAUUUGUGGAAGCACUUCAUGAUCUCUUUGAAAGGCACAAAGCUCAGGCUGGCUAUCCCAACCUUGAGUUAAGAAUUGUUUGAUAAGGGGCCUUAAUAUCGUCCUAUGAAUUUCAUUGAUUUAUUAAUGUAUUUUCUGUUAGUAACUUCUUUAAGGUCGGGGGUUGGUCUAUGUAAUUGGGUUAUGUAUUGCAUGCACUAAUAAAAGACCAACACCCUGUGGGGUAAUUGAAUAGAAGUAACAAUGCAAAUGAGGUGGUGGUGACCUCCAUUGCACUUACGUGCUGCCUACAUAAUUUAUUGCUGUGGCGGCCUGCGAUCACGCAGUUCCCUUGAAAAAAAGAAAAGAAAAAUGGCGGUUUCUUUGGUCAGGUUUAUUUAUUCUUCAGUAUAAAUACUGAAUGUUUGAAAAAAAAACCUGAUGUAAUGGUUGACUUGUGUAAAAAAUGUAAUGGAUGACUAAGGUUACAAAUUCAUGUUGCAAA
Molecule: messenger RNA, 1481 nt
Organism: Vicia villosa (hairy vetch)
Lineage: Eukaryota; Viridiplantae; Streptophyta; Magnoliopsida; Fabales; Fabaceae
Product: diacylglycerol O-acyltransferase 2D-like
Exons: 9
Coding region: 1-1080 (359 amino acids)
Biological process (GO): triglyceride biosynthetic process
Cellular component (GO): endoplasmic reticulum membrane
Molecular function (GO): diacylglycerol O-acyltransferase activity
Source: RefSeq, a predicted model, not a curated record